AUGUGGAUCAGUCAUCCUGAAUUUCUAUCAGUGGUUCAAGAAAGUUGGUCAACAAAAAUUGAUGGUGAUCCUGCCUUCACCUUUAUGAAGAAAUUGAAAGAUUUAAAAAGGAUUUUAAAUGACUGGAAUUGGAGAGUUUUUGGGAAUGUACAAGCUAAACUUAAAGAAGCUGAAGUAAAAGUCAUGGAAGCUAUGCAAGUAUCUGAUAAUGAUCCAUUUAAUUCUGAUGCAUUGGAAAAUUUAAUUAAGGCACAAAAUGAUCAUGCUAAUAGAAAGGUGCAACUUAAUACUCUAAUGAGACGGAAGGUAAGAGUUAAGUGGGUAAAAGAAGGAGGAUCCAAUACAAGCUUUUUUCAUACAAAUUUGAAAAUAAGAUCUUCAAGUAACUUAAUCAGUGAAUUGGAAGAUUCCGAAGGCAAUGUGAUAUUAGAUCAAACCAAGAUUGCUGAAGCAUUAGUAUCUCAUUUUCAAAAAAAGUUUGAGGAGCAACCUGUUAAUAUUAAAGAGGAGUUAUUGGAUGUAGUGCCUCAGUUGAUUAAUGAUAAAGACCAACAGUGCUUGGAUGCUAUUCCUAGUGCUGAGGAAAUAAAAAAAACAGUAUUUAAUAUGGAUCCUGAAAGUUCUCCAGGACCAGAUGGUUUUUAUGGAAUAUUUUAUAGGACUUGCUGGGAUAUUAUUCAACAUGACUUGAUGGCUGCAAUUAAAUUCUGCUGGAGGAGGAAAUUCAUUCCUAAAGAUGAUGUAUUCAUCUUCUGCAAUGGAGCCAAAAGAAGUUUAAAGAAUUUAUUAAAACUUUUAGAUGAGUAUCAAAGCCGUCCAGGACAAAUAAUCAACAAAAGCAAAAGUAAAUGCUUUGUGGAUGGUGCUACAACUGCAAGGAAACAACAGAUAAGUGAAGUGGUCAAUAUGGAGUUAUCUCAAUUCCCAGAUAAAUACUUAGGUGUUAUCAUAGCUCCAGGAAGAGUAACCUCAGCUAUGGUGUGGCCAAUGGUGGAAAAAAUGCAGAGUAAAUUAGUAGCUUGGAAAGGUAAACUGCUCUCAUUUCAAGACAGAGUAAUUUUGGUUAAAUCGGUGUUGAGUAGUAUUCCAAUAUAUACAAUGGAAGUCUACAAAUGGCCAUCUUCUGUUAUCAAAAUUUGUGAGAAGAUUAUUAUAAAUUUCCACUGGUCUGGUGAUAGUGACAAAAGAAAAUAUAAAGUCAUUUCAUGGCAGAGAGUGUGUACUCCAUACCAGAAGGGAGGCCUUGGGAUUAAAAGACUUGAGGUGAUAAAUAAAGUGCUUCUUAUGAAAAUGAUGUGGAAGGGAUUAAAAUGGGCAUGGGAUUACUUAAAAGAAUACAUAAGGUGGAGUAUAGGAGAUGGAACCAAACUAUCAGUGUGGUUUGAUACUUGGUUUGGAGAAUCACCUCUAGUAGAUCAAAUUGGUUUCUCUGAGGUAGUUCAAAAUAAUAUUGGCAUGAAAGUUGCAAACUUGUUGAACGGAAAUUCAUGGUGCAUACCUACAGAACUGCAAUCAAUCAUUACUAGUGCUUGCUUGCCUGACAUUAAUGGUGGAGAAGAUAAGAUGAUAUGGACUGGUCACAAGAGUGGAAAAUUUGUAACUUCAGCAGCAGUUGAAAGAGUAAGGGAAAAAGAGCCAAAACUUGCAUGGCCUAAUUAUAUUUGGAAGCCAUUUUUGCACCCCCCAAGUAUUGCUAGCAACAUUUGGAAGUUGCAGCAGGGGGUAUAUAUGGAUGAUGAGGAGAUGAGGAAAAUAGGCUAUGAAACAGUUUCUAGAUGUUGCAUUUGUCAAGAAGCAGAGGAUAAUAUGAAUCAUACAUUGUGGCAAUGCAAAUUCAGCUUGGAGAUAUGGUCUUGGCUGAACUCCAUUUUUGGUUUCAAGAAUCCAAAUUCUUUUGAAGACAUCUGUGCAGCUGCCAAAAGUGCAGCUGCCAAAUAUAAAAGUCUUAUUAUUAAAGAAAUAUGGAUGACAACUGCAUCUGACUUUACUUUAUUCUGUUGUGCUGGAAUAUCAAUUGGAGAGCCUGGGAAUGCAGGAAUUGGAGUCAUAGCUAGAGGCUGCAACAGUCAGGUAAUUGGCACUCUUACAGGUGGAAUUGGUGUUGCUCUGUCUUCAAUAGCAUGUGAAUAUUCAGUACUCUGUGCACUUGAAUAG
Messenger RNA from Papaver somniferum (opium poppy), 2154 nucleotides. RefSeq lists its product as uncharacterized. Bases 1 to 2154 code for a protein of 717 amino acids. NCBI's taxonomy places the organism in Eukaryota, Viridiplantae, Streptophyta, Magnoliopsida, Ranunculales, Papaveraceae. The record is from RefSeq and is a predicted model, not a curated record. The transcript is spliced from 4 exons.